AAAACAUUUUUAUUACUUUUUGUUUUUCAUACAGUUCUAUAACUAAUUUUUUUUUUUUUUUUUGAGAUGGAAUCUUGCUCUGUCGCCCUGGCUGGAGUACAGAGGAGCUAUCUUGGCUCACUGCAACCUCUGCCUCCUGGGCUCAAACGAUUCUCCUGCCUCAGCCUCCCGAGCAGAUGGGACUACAGGCGAACGCCACCACGCCCAUCUAAUGUUUUGUAUUUUUAGUAGAGAUGGGGUUUCACCAUGUUGGCCAGGCUGGUCUUGAACUCCUGACCUCAGCCAAUCCGCCUACCUCGACCUCCCAAAGCGCUGGGAUUACAGGCGUGAUAUAACUAACAUUUAAUUGAUACAUUCUUGCAGAUCCAAGACAGGUUACUGAGACUUGAAAAAAAAUUCUUAAGUUGCUUUUAGUUUUUUCCAUCUUAACUCACAUGGAGGGAAGUUGGGUUUUGGCACAAGUUUAUUGUAAACUCAUAAACUGAUAAACAAUCAAAAACUGAAGAAAAAAAUAAGGACCACGAUACUUGAAAUUGUAUUUUGAUGGAAGUUAGAUAAGUAAUGUUGUCCUCCAAGAAAGUAUAAAAGUUUACUACAUUUGUAUAGAUACUGUUAGAAAAUAAAUUCACAAAAGACCUGCUAUGAUUUGAUUCACAUCAAAUUACUUUGUUCCUGGUGAUUUCACAAAUAGAUUGAGAAAACUGACAUUUAAUUUCUUGUCUGUGUUUUAUUAGAAUUUUUAAAGCGGAAACAAAAGACUUAACUGUACACUAAGAAAUCUCUGGGUUUUCAUCGUGCCUACAUUAUAUUGCCCUUCCAUACUUAAGCCUUAAGAUAAAAAUCACCUGCCUACCGUCCACCAAAAAGUAAUAUUUUAUUUUUAAUCCAGAAAAUUGGGUGCCCUUGUUGCAUUUGAAAGAUGGCUACACACAAGUAUUGUGUACCAAAAAGAAAUUAUUUUCCAAUAUGGGUUAAUAUUUUUACUAUGGAGAUGAUAAGCUUUAAAAUUUUAAAUGGUAAUUUACCUUUCAAAUUAAAAAUAAAGAAUUAUAUGCAAUUAAAAAAAUACUUGUUUAUGCAUUUGGACACCUCCUGUUUCCACCACCAUGCCUAGGCCAACCUUGAACCUCCAAAUUUGUGGGUGGAACCUUGGUGCCCACUUGGACCCCCAAACUAUCCUCUUCAGGUAAAGGCUCUGUGAGAACCAAGUGCAAGGUGAUGGAUGGGAGACUCAAGGAAUGAGACAGCCAGGGAAAAACUAGGACAGUGAGGUUUCAUUUUCAGACAUAAAAAGAUGUAGAAUCAGUUGAAAAAAGGACCCUGCUCCUCUGCAGAGGCAACCACACUUCUGAAGACCUUAGACCUGGCACGGUGGCUCACGCCUGUAAUCCCAGCAUUUUGGGAGACUGAGGGGGAAGAUCGCUUGACGCCAGGAGUUCAAGGCUCCAGCGAGCUGUGAUUGUGCCACUGCACUCCAGCCUGGGUGACAGAGUGAGACCCUGUCUCGAACAAAACAAAACAAAACAGAACAGAACAAAACAAAACAAAACAAAACAAAAACGAGGUUGGGGGACGACAUUAGAGCCCUCUGAUCUUCUAGUAACUCCCAGGUCAACCUUGGGAGUCGUGUGGCCAUGUGCUAAAGCGUCCUGGGACAACUGUAAGAGCUCUGGGAAUCACUGGCAAAUACAGGUGACAAACCUCAUGGUUUGGCUAGUGUCUAAAUGCAGUCCUUUCCCCUUCUGAAAACCUGUCACAGAGGCAGAAGAAAGGGCAUCUACUGUUGCAACGUUAGUGUCUACUUCCUCCUCCUGUCGUUCAUCACUGAGGUCUAAGGUGACAGGAGCAUUUUCAGCGCCUUCGCCUUGGGGUGCAAACCAGCAGCGCCCAUUACGCAGUUAGGAAUCCGUCUGCAGAUACAAUCAUGGGAAACUUCCCCUUCCAACGGAACCUUGUGAGGCUUCUUUUAUGCGAGGUCCAUCUGAGCAGUUUCUAGGAUUAACAAGUUUUCAUACAGCCUCUGUUAGAACAGCAAGACGCAGUGCGCGGAGAGCUACAUCCCUGUAGCUUGACUCCUGGCUGUGCGACUGCACGGUGACAUCCAAGGCGGCGGAGCCACUGCCAGUACACGCUGGGCUAUGGGGACAGGUUGGGCGUGGCUUUCAGGUCAGCCAGCAGCCAAAAUGGGAAGGGAGGAGUCGCAGACGGAUUGCGCGAAGGCUCUAUCCCACGAAAGGACUGGGUACGACCCAGAACGAAGACGCGGAGCUUCCCUGUUCCAAGCAGCAACAGACUGAGAAAAUCCAAGAAAGGAGGCCCGAAGCGCUGCUGUGGCCCCAUCCUCCUGGCACCCGCGGCCCGGGCUCUGCGACGCCUUUCGCCCCACCUGCGGAAGCAGCGAUGCCUGGCGGAGCCUGCGUGCUGGUGAUCGCGCUGAUGUUCCUGGCCUGGGCGGAAGGUCAGCGAGCUCAGGAGUGCUCUCCUGGGGGACACCAGUUUCUUCGGAGUCCUUAUAGAAGUGUCCAUUUUGACUCAUGGCACCUCCAGCAGUCAGCUGUUCAAGACCUAAUAUGUGACCAUUCCCUCUCCCCUGGAUGGUAUAGAUUUCUCAUCUUUGACAGACCUGCCGAGAUGCCAACCAAAUGUGUUGAGAUGAACCAUUGUGGAACUCAGGCCCCCAUCUGGCUGUCUCUGAGAGAUUCAGAAACACUGCCAUCUCCUGGGGAGAUCAAGCAAUUGACAGCUUGUGCAACAUGGCAGUUUUUGUUCAGCACUACAAAAGACUGCUGUCUCUUUCAAAUCCCAGUGUCUGUAAGAAACUGUGGGAACUUUUUUGUAUACUUACUACAACCAACUCAGGGAUGUAUGGGCUACUGUGCAGAAGCUAUUUCUGAUGCACGAUUAUACCCAUGUGGUUCUGAUGAAACUGAAAUAGGAGGUGAUUGUGUUCGUCAGCUGGCUGCCUCAUUGCCACCUCCACCUGCAGGAAGGCCAAAGGUUCUGGUGGAGUUGAUUGAGUCCAGGCUUUUCUGUAGGUGUUCUUUUGAUGUUCCCGCUACAAAAAACUCAGUGGGAUUUCACAUAGCUUGGUCUAGGCUUUCUUCUCAAGAAGUCAAAGAGGAGCUGACACAAGAGACCACAGUUCAGGCAUUCUCUCUUUUAGAACUUGAUGGCAUAAAUCUCAGACUUGGAGACAAGAUAUUCUGCAGCGCUUCUGUCUUUUUCUUGGAGAAUCCUCAUGUACAAAGUGUAGCCAUCGAAAGCCAAGAAUUUUUUGCAGGCAUUAAGCUACAGCCUGAAUUGAGCACUAUAUCAGAGGAUGGGAAAGAAUACUACCUGAGGAUAGAAAGCACAGUUCCUAUUAUUUGUUCUGAAUUUAUUGAGCUUUAUCAAGAAUGCAAAAUCUCAUUAAAACUGAAAACUAUUGAUCAAGGUAGAGAGCACCUAGGCUUAAAUUUGGCACUGUCUUCCUGUCAUGUGGACCUUCUCCAGACAUCUUCCUGUGCUAAUGGAACCUGUAGCCACACUUUUGUGUACUACACGGCUGUCACAGAUUUUUCUCGAGAUGGAGAUAGAGUUACAAACAUUGUAGUGCAACCAAUAGUUAAUGAGGAUUUCCUGUGGAACAACUACAUUCCAGACAGCAUCCAGAUCAAAGUAAAGGAUGUCCCAACUGCUUACUGCUAUUCAUUUACUGACCCACAUAUAAUUACAUUUGAUGGCAGGGUAUAUGAUAAUUUCAAGACUGGAACAUUUGUGCUUUAUAAGAGUAUGUCACGUGAUUUUGAAGUCCAUGUACGUCAGUGGGACUGCGGAAGCCUUCACCAUCCAGUGUCAUGUAAUUGUGGGUUUGUUGCCCAGGAAGGAGGUGAUAUAGUUACUUUUGAUAUGUGCAAUGGUCAGCUACGUGAAUCACAACCAUAUUUGUUCGUAAAAAGCCAAGAUGUAACCAGGAAUAUCAAGAUAAGUGAAUCUUACUUAGGAAGAAAAGUCACAAUCUGGUUUUCUUCUGGGGCAUUUAUCCGUGCUGAUCUUGGUGAAUGGGGCAUGAGUCUAACCAUCAGAGCCCCUAGUGUAGAUUACAGAAACACUCUGGGACUUUGUGGAACCUUUGAUGAAAAUCCAGAAAAUGAUUUCCAUGACAAAAAUGGGAUGCAAAUUGAUCAAAAUUUUAAAAAUUAUGUUGCUUUUGUUAAUGAAUGGAGGAUUUUACCAGGAAAAAGCAUGUUUGACACACUGCCAGUUUCUAUGACAUCACCUGGAAAGCCAUCCUAUUGCAGCUGUUCAUUGGACACUGCAGCGUAUCCGUCUUCCGAAGAUCUGGACAGUGUUUCUCGAUCAGAAAUUGCCUUGGGUUGCAAAGACCUCAGUCAUGUCAGCUUAUCUUCUUUGAUACCAGAACUAGAUGUCACCUCCGAAUAUAUUAAUUCAGACACUCUUGUCAGAGAGAUGAACAAGCAUACAUCUCCAGAAGAAUAUAAUCUAAAUUUCUUUCUGCAAGAAAAAAAACACAUAAACCUGACUAAACUCGGCUUAAAUGUACAAAAACAUCCUGGAAAUGAGAAACAAGAUUCACUACAAUAUUUGGACAAUAAGAAAUAUACACAAGGCCGGGGAAGCCACAGCCAAGAAAUGAGGUACAAUCGACAAAACAGAUGGAAACGGCAGAACUUUCAUGAGUUUACUCCUUUGUUUGCUUUCCCGAGUCUCAGCCAAACGGAUCUGGAAGAACUUACUUAUUUUUUCCCAGAGGACCAUGCUGAGGAUGUACAGCAAGAGUUUUUCCCCUCUUGGCCCACACCCUCUGGCCUCACCGAAUAUAGCACCUUGACCCUCUGUCAGGAGACUCUAGCCAACUCCAGCAUAGGAAGGCUGUGUCUUGCUUUUCUUGGCAAGAGACUAGACAGUGUUAUAGAUAUGUGUGUGAAGGAUGUUCUGUUAAAAGAUGAUCUUAGUUGGGCAGAAGCUGGUGUGGCCCUUUUAGAAAAUGAAUGUGAAAAGAGGGUUGUGGAGGAGGGGAAAUGUAACACAGAAGAGUAUGGCACAUCAAUUGAAGACAUUCUCUCAGUAUUAAAAUGCCCCAAUUUAUGCAGCGGCAAUGGGCAGUGCAUGGAAUGGGGGUGUGCGUGUUCCCCAAGCUUUAGUUCCUAUGACUGCAGUGAUUCCUAUGACAAAGCUCCUGAAAUUACAGAGCUUGGGAAUGCUGGAUUCUGUGAUGUUCAAAAAUAUAAUUGUAUGAUGGUGAGAGUUUUUGGCAAAGGCUUCAAAGAAUUACCUUCAAUUAAAUGUGAAGUUGCUAAGCUACAGUAUAAUAGCAGUGAAUGGAUGCCUGGAGAACCCAUCUAUACACAGACUGUUUUCCACAAUAGCAGAGCUGUUGAUUGUCAGCUGCCCACUGAUGUUCAGCAGUUAGAUACCAUGGAUCUGGUGGGUGGGAAACCAAUUGGGAAGUGGCAGUUGAAGGUAUCUAAUGAUGGUUAUAAAUUCAGUAAUCCCAAAAUAAUGGUCAUAUAUGAUGGUGCUUGCCAAGUUUGUGGUCUCUAUAAAAAUGACUCAUGUACUAUAAAGGAAAAUGUUUGCAUUAUUGAUGGACUCUGCUAUGUUGAAGGAGACAAAAAUCCAACCAGCCCUUGUUUGAUUUGUAGACCCAAAAUUUCAAGAUUUACUUGGUCAUUUUUAGAAAACAACCAGCCCCCAGUGAUUCAGGCAUUGCAAGACAAAUUACAGACAUUUUAUGGUGAAAACUUUGAAUAUCAGUUCGUGGCCUUCGAUCCAGAAGGUUCUGACAUCCAUUUUACGUUGGACUCUGGUCCUGAAGGGGCAAGUGUUUCCUCUGCAGGGCUUUUUAUGUGGAAAACAGAUUUACUAACUACCCAACAAUUUACUCUACGCCUUAAUGAUGACUGCGAUGCUGAAACUAGAGUCACAGUUGAGGUGACUGUGAAGUCUUGUGAUUGCUUGAAUGGUGGAUCAUGUGUGUCUGACAGGAACUUUUCUCCAGGGAGUGGAGUGUACCUGUGUGUCUGCUUGCCUGGCUUCCAUGGCAGCCUUUGUGAAGUGGACAUUAGUGGGUGCCAAUCCAACCCUUGUGGUCUUGGCAGCUGUAUUAGUGGUUUUCACGGUUAUUCCUGUGAUUGUCCACCUGAGCUCAAAGGCAAAAAUUGCCAGGAAGAUGUUGAUGAGUGUGACUCCAAGCCUUGCUUUGAGGGAGUAGAAUGCCUGAAUACCUUUGGUUCCUAUCAUUGUGGUUCAUGUCCAAAAGGAUUUUAUGGGGAUGGAAAAAUAUGCCAUGUUGAAACACAGUUUUUAAAUAAAUUUACUACACAAGCUGUGGUUCUCACAAGAUCUGAUAAAAGUGUAAAUAGAGAAGAGGAUGAUAAAAAUGCCCAGGGGAGAAAGAGGCAUGUUAAGCCAACAAGUGGAAAUGUCUUCACUAUAAAUUUUCAGCCACCAUCAACAGAAUAUUCACUAAUUAGUACAAGAUUUACUCCUACUCCCGCUACUAUCAAAAAGUUAUUGAGCACAACUAACAACAUCUCCCGCUCAUCACUGAAAUUAAUUACAGCCCAAAUGGAUAAUUCAGUAAAGCCUAUUUCCCAUCAGAUAUCAGAUAUUGAACAUGUGGAUCGUAGUCUCAGUACAAAUCUCAGUCUGGCCAUUUGUAAAUAUCCAUGUGGAAAAAGUAGGGAGUGUGUUGCCCCAAACAUCUGCAAAUGUAAACCUGGUUACAUUGGUUCUAACUGCCAAACUGCUCUUUGUGACCCUGAUUGCAAAAACCAUGGAAAAUGUAUUAAACCUAACAUUUGUCAGUGUCUUCCAGGACAUGGUGGAGCAACCUGUGAUGAAGAACAUUGUAACCCACCUUGUCAACAUGGUGGCACAUGCUUGGCUGGGAAUCUCUGCACUUGUCCUUAUGGUUUUGUAGGACCAAGGUGUGAAACAAUGGUUUGUAACAGGCACUGUGAAAAUGGAGGCCAGUGUCUUACACCAGAUAUUUGCCAGUGCAAACCUGGCUGGUAUGGACCCACCUGUAGUACAGCUUUGUGUGACCCUGUUUGCCUCAAUGGUGGUUCGUGUAAUAAGCCAAAUACUUGCCUCUGUCCAAAUGGAUUCUUUGGGGAACACUGUCAGAAUGCUUUCUGUCACCCUCCCUGUAAGAAUGGUGGCCACUGCAUGAGAAAUAAUGUGUGCGUCUGUCGUGAAGGAUACACUGGUAGGAGAUGCCAAAGAAGCAUCUGUGAUCCUAUGUGCAUGAAUGGAGGAAAAUGUGUGGGACCAAGCACUUGCUCUUGUCCUUCUGGUUGGAGUGGGAAACGAUGCGACACACCUAUCUGCUUGCAGAAAUGUAAAAACGGUGGUGAAUGCAUUGCGCCCAGCAUAUGCCAUUGUCCUUCCUCCUGGGAAGGAGUGCGGUGUCAAAUACCAAUUUGCAACCCAAAAUGUCUUUAUGGAGGCAGAUGCAUAUUUCCCAAUGUGUGUUCCUGCCGCACUGAAUACUCUGGAGUCAAAUGUGAGAAGAAAAUACAGAUAAGACGCCAUUGAGUAGCAUCAAGUAUAUGAAUUACAAGCCUGUAUCUUAAGAAUGGAAAUAUUUUGUUCAGAAAAAGUUGGAGAUAACUUGGAGUUUAUUUGAACAUCAUUCAAAAAAUAUCUUAAAGACUGAAGAAACUAAUAAAAUACAUAAUGAUCUCAGUUGUAAUCAUAGAGAAAAGCAAAGAAGAAAUCCAGGUAAUCUAAAUUUGAUGUUGAGAUGGGAUAGGAUAUUUACAUAUUGAGAUGAUGUAUCUGAUAUUCCACCCAUUCACAAUAUUUAAUAAACUGAAUAUUUUCUCAGCCCUAACUGUGACUAUGUCUGCAUCAUUAGGAGUCAGUCAGCCUAAUGGAAGCCACUUGAUAUCAUCCUAAUAGAUGAUGCUUAAUGCAGAACGAGGGGCUCACAGAAGUAUUUGAAGAAUGGGGAAUGAGGGUUGGGAGCUAGAGGUUAGGAAAGCCACUGCUGAUCAGAGUAGGUAAUAAUGAAGAUGUUAGCCCAAAGCUCCAAGCAGGUUCUUUUCAGAGGCUUUCCCGGAGCUGCUAUAAUACUUGAGAAUCUUUAAAAACUACCACCAACUGUCCCAGGCAAAGUGGAUUAUUCUCAAAAUUUUGCUAGAAAGCCACUAUGAAUUUCAUCUUUCCAAGCAUCAAGCUGCAAACACCUCUGAAAAGACUGAUGGCUUCCUCUUCAUUUCCUUCUUCUGACUCUCCAGCAAAUUUUUCUCAUUGGCAAACUCUGACCCAGAACCACACAGAUAAGUGGAUUCUGAAAAAUGUAAUUCCCAGCCUUACAAAAAGUGGCAGUGGUGUCCUGGGCCCAAAAGUGAGAAAACAAACACCAGAUAUGCUAAAAGGUCUGCAUCUGAUUGCUCUUCCAUCUUUCCAUUUUUUCUGUACCAUGAUCCAUUUUGGUAUAUGAAUCGAGAGAGAUGAUCACAAAACCAAAUCCUUCUACAGAUAUCACAAGAAAAGUGUAUGUGGAUGCUUAAUAAAAACAAAGUUAAAUUACAAUACAUGAAUAGUUAGGGAAGUGGGCAACAACAACAAGGAAUACACAUAUAAUUAAAAGAUUUGCCUCAGAGACCCAAAUAAUUGCAAGUUACCUGGGGUUACAAAGUUUCCUUUUUCCUGCUAUCUCAUAUUUUACCUCAGACAUUUCAUUUGACUUUCAGAAAACAAGUUAUUUUAAUUUGAACACGACCAUCUUAAAUCAUAUACAUUUACAAAGGCUCAUUUUUUUUCUUUUAAGUAGAAAGAUUGAGCAUUCCUAAGCCAUAUCUAACCUGUAAGAUAAAGUAAGACGCAAUCAGAAUAAAAGUAUUGCUACAUAUGCUAAGGACUCUUUAAGUAUUAACAUCCAAUGUCAGAAUUAAAGAGUUUUUAAUUUAUCAUUUUAUAUUUACUAAAAGGUAGUUUUAAUAGAUUACUUAGGAGAACAUAAUAUACACCAAAAAUAAAAUUCAGAGCCUCCCAAACAAUGGAAAGAACUCUUCUCGAGUAAUUGAAUUCCAAAGUAAACCUGAAACAUUGGUUCAGGACAUCAUGGGAAUGGAUGGUUGGACAUGCCUCAUUAUACCCUCAUCCCUUUGGAAUUCAGGCACAACCCAUCAGCAUUAACAUCAAAACAGAGACCUUAAGAAUAACAAAGCAGACUUUUUGUAGCAAUAAGAUAGCAACAUGACAGAUAACAGGCCCUAAAAGACAUUAUUUUACCCUAAAAUAUAUUUUUUGACAUAUUUUGAAAUGU
Messenger RNA from Gorilla gorilla gorilla (western lowland gorilla), 9280 nucleotides. It is a transcript of the gene VWDE, whose product is annotated as von Willebrand factor D and EGF domains. Bases 2401 to 7542 code for a protein of 1713 amino acids. NCBI's taxonomy places the organism in Eukaryota, Metazoa, Chordata, Mammalia, Primates, Hominidae. Gene Ontology annotation, molecular function: calcium ion binding; signaling receptor binding. Gene Ontology annotation, cellular component: cell surface; extracellular region. The record is from RefSeq and is a predicted model, not a curated record. Gene Ontology annotation, biological process: anatomical structure development. The transcript is spliced from 31 exons.